AUGCAACUUAGUACACCUUCUAAUUUACAACCACUUGAAGCUCCUGUUCCACCUGAAUUGUUGGCACAAUUAGAAAUACUCGAAAAAACUUUAAAAGAAAAUAAACAAAUUUAUUCUGAAUUAAAAAAUGAAAAUCCUUCGAAUGAAAUGACUUCACUUGAAUCUAAAGUAACUGGGCUUGGACGUCUAAUUAGUCAAUAUAAAGGAUUUUUGAAGGAAGAAAAAUUAAAAAAUUCUGGUUUAAAUUUUUUUAAAUUAAAUUCUUUUUUUAAAGUUUUGUCAGAAAAGAUUAAUUUGGAUCAAAAAAUUUCUCAAAAUAUUCAAAAAAGUAGAGACCAACAAACAAAAAGAGGACAUUCUAUCGAUUAUUUACAUGAAGUUGCUUCUUUAAAUGAAAGGCAACUUGAAGAUCUUUGGGGAUCUGUUCAGAAAUUGAGUAAAACUUUGGAACGUUUAAAAUCUGAUGAUUCGGAUUCCACUUCAAUUUCUCGUAGUGAAUUAUCAGCACAUAUUCAACGAUUUGAUCAAAUUUUUGAAGCUGUGGCCGGUCAAGUUUAUUUAGUUAAUGAAGCAACUGAAAAAUUACGUGAUUGUUUUAUAGAACGAAGGAAAAAAAUUUAUGGGCAGUUUGAGGCUGAUCCUUUUGAAAAAGCAAAAGAAAGGCAAAAUAUAAUUAAUUCUUAUUCUUCUCUGAAAGGUGUCGAUGCUUUUCCAUCAUCAAAUGCAAUUCUUUCUUUAAGUGAAUAUUUACCUAGACAACCUUCACAAUCUUCACAACCACAAUUUGGAAUUACUCCUUUUGGCCAACCAUUACAGCCACAACAGACGGGAACUUCUUUAUUUGGUGUAAAUGUCUCAAAACCUCCAACUUCUUUUUCUUUUAAUAAUCCUUCUGUUACAAGUUCUUUAUUAUUUGGAACGGCAAAUAAACCAGCAACAAAUACUUCUUCUUUAUUCGGUACUGCUUCGGCAACAACAACAACCACUUCUCUUUUUGGACAACCAGCUCCAGCAACAACAUCUUUAGCAUCUAUCCCUCUUUUUGGUAGUACAACAACCCAACAAUCAACAGCAGGUCAACAACCAGCAGGGACAGCUUUAUUCAGCAAUACUCUAAAUUCUGCGAGUAGUGGGACUUUAUUUAAAGGAAGUGCUGUGGCAACGCCGAAUAGACCAACUUUGUUUGGAGGUUUACAAAAAUAA
Molecule: messenger RNA, 1203 nt
Organism: Meloidogyne enterolobii
Lineage: Eukaryota; Metazoa; Nematoda; Chromadorea; Rhabditida; Meloidogynidae
Source: the annotation of a GenBank genome assembly